CCGUUCUUGCUUUUACACUUCUCCCAUUCCUCUUCGAGAAUUCUGGAUUGCGUGGAUAAGACUUGCUCCACAACCGGGGUCACAAUAGGCUCACAAAAUUCCAAAUUAACUGUAAAAGCAAGGGAAAUACUGGGAGAAAAUGGAGGUGGGUAUGUCUCUAAAUGCUCUAGUUAGGAUUCCAUGGUCGAGUUCGAGAACUUCUGAAGAUGGGUUUGUCAGACACUCCCUCUUCUCCUCGCGCUCAACCCAGAAGUUUCGUCGACAAGAACAACGACGGGGUUUGGUGGUUGAAGCCAAGGGCAAGAGAGGAAUGCAAGCUCGUCAAUUUCAGCGACCCCCGGGUCCCUCUUUGCCAAAGCUUGAAGACGAUGGAAACCCCAAAUUUGUUGUCUUCAUUCGCAUGGCCAAUGUUUUUCUCUGGUACCCAUUAAGUGUAAUAACUGGUGGCACCACGGCCAAAAUCAUGGUUGCUGCGAAGGAUAAUUUUCUUGGGAAAUAUAUCUACAAAGAUACUCUUGCUAGGAAUCUCGCAGCAGUCAUUUAUCAAGAUGAGAAGGAAAUACAGAAAACUGCAUUCAGGCAGCAUCGUGUGUUGCGGUCAGCUACUGAAUUCAGAUAUGGCUACAAGCUUGUUGAAAAUAGCAAUUUGAGAGCAGCACUUUCCACUUCAGAUGUUAUUGAGCUUCCAACACCAGAGAAGCUAAAAACAGUGGUUGACAAAGUCAAAGACUUCUUUGGGGAUGCAAAAGAGUCUUUUGGGAAGCUGACAGCUUUGAACACAUCGGGAACUGAGGAGUCGGAGGAAGCUACUAACGAAAAGGCCAAGGUCAAGGGCUGAAGGUUUAAGCCAUUCUCGCCACGUUAAGAUGAUAUCGCUUCUGCGGAAGUCGAUCUUGGUGGUUCUUUCUUGCGGUACAUAGAGUUGGAAUGGUGAGGUGCUGUAGACUUUCACCAGACGGUUUUGUUCAUAAAAUUCUGUCUAGCAAACAAAUUUGAUGCUCUUUUUGUUAUCACAUCUAAAUUCAUUUAUAUGUGAAAAAUGUAAUGUAAAAGCUCCAGAAAUUCGUUGUAGUAGUUCUUGAGAGGCUGCUGGUUCAUUGCAUACCAUAAUGCCAUAAUCUUUCCUGA
Tripterygium wilfordii is the source of this 1128-nucleotide messenger RNA. Its product is annotated as protein HHL1, chloroplastic. Bases 140 to 838 code for a protein of 232 amino acids. NCBI's taxonomy places the organism in Eukaryota, Viridiplantae, Streptophyta, Magnoliopsida, Celastrales, Celastraceae. The transcript has 6 exons. The record is from RefSeq and is a predicted model, not a curated record.